This is a messenger RNA of Pleuronectes platessa (European plaice), 1746 nucleotides long. RefSeq names its product vesicular glutamate transporter 2.1-like. Gene Ontology annotation, molecular function: neurotransmitter transmembrane transporter activity; L-glutamate transmembrane transporter activity. The record is from RefSeq and is a predicted model, not a curated record. Gene Ontology annotation, cellular component: excitatory synapse; synaptic vesicle membrane. Bases 1 to 1746 code for a protein of 581 amino acids. The transcript is spliced from 12 exons. Lineage: Eukaryota; Metazoa; Chordata; Actinopteri; Pleuronectiformes; Pleuronectidae. Gene Ontology annotation, biological process: neurotransmitter loading into synaptic vesicle; monoatomic anion transport; regulation of synapse structure or activity.
AUGGAGCCAGACACGGAGCGAGCCGUGCCCACCUCGAAAGAGGGGCUCAAACAAAUCGCAGGGAAGGCCCUGGGGAAGCUGCACAGGAGGCUGGAGAAGCGGCAGCAGACAGGUGAGGCCAUCGAGCUGACGGAGGAUGGGAGACCCCGGGAGGACCAGGAGCGGAAGACGCCCCUGUGCGACUGCACGUGUUUCGGGCUGCCGCGCAGGUACAUCAUCGCCAUGCUGAGCGGCCUCGGCUUCUGCAUCUCCUUCGGCAUCCGGUGUAACCUGGGUGUGGCCAUCGUCAGCAUGGUCAACAACCACACCAUCCACGUGAACGGCGAGAUCAUCAUCAAAGAGAAAGCAUUAUUCAACUGGGGCCCAGAGACGGUGGGGAUGAUCCAUGGCUCCUUCUUCUGGGGCUACAUCGUCACUCAGAUUCCAGGAGGGUACAUCUCCUCUAGAUUGGCCGCAAACAGGGUUUUCGGGGCUGCCAUCGUGCUGACGUCCAUCCUGAACAUGUUCAUCCCCUCGGCCGCUCGCCGGCACUAUGGCUUGGUCAUCUUUGUGAGGAUAUUACAAGGGUUGGUGGAGGGAGUCACUUACCCAGCAUGCCACGGGAUCUGGAGCAAGUGGGCGCCACCUCUGGAAAGAAGUCGUCUGGCAACCAUUUCCUUCUGUGGAUCUUAUGCUGGCGCGGUGAUAGCGAUGCCUCUGGCUGGGAUCAUGGUCCAGUACACGGGAUGGUCCUCUGUCUUCUACGUGUACGGAUGCUUUGGGAUUAUUUGGUACAUGUUCUGGGUCUUGGUGUCCUAUGAGAGUCCAGCGGAGCACCCGACCAUCACCGUCGAGGAGCGGCAAUACAUCGAGGAGAGCAUCGGGGAAAGUGCCCAGCUGAUGGGCGCAAUGGAAAAAUAUAAGACCCCCUGGAGGAAGUUUUUCACCUCCAUGCCCGUCUAUGCAAUCAUCGUGGCCAACUUCUGCAGGAGCUGGACGUUCUAUCUGCUCCUCAUCAGCCAGCCUGCAUACUUUGAAGAGGUGUUUGGUUUUGAAAUCAGCAAGGUUGGAGUCGUGUCGGCUCUACCCCACCUGGUCAUGACCAUCAUCGUGCCCUUAGGUGGCCAGUUAGCCGACUAUCUGCGGACCCACAACAUCAUGUCCACCACCAUGGUCCGAAAAAUCAUGAACUGUGGAGGUUUCGGGAUGGAGGCCACUCUCUUAUUAGUGGUUGGUUAUUCUCACAGUAAGGGGAUGGCCAUCUCCUUCUUAGUUCUGGCCGUGGGUUUUAGUGGUUUUGCAAUAUCAGGUUUCAAUGUCAACCAUUUAGACAUCGCUCCACGCUAUGCCAGCAUCCUCAUGGGUAUAUCCAACGGUGUGGGAACCCUGUCUGGGAUGGUCUGCCCUCUAAUAGUUGGCGCAAUGACAAAGAACAAGACCCGGGAAGAGUGGCAAUAUGUCUUCCUCAUCGCUGCCAUGGUGCACUAUGGGGGCGUGGUGUUCUAUGGGAUCUUUGCAUCUGGGGAGAAACAGCCAUGGGCCGACCCCGAGGAAACCAGCGACGAGAAGUGCGGCUUCAUCGAGGAGGAUGAACUAGCGGAGGAGACGGGUGACAUCACGCAGAGUUACGGAGCAAUGGGUGCCCCGGCAAAAACCUACGGGGCCACUUCGCAGCAGAACGGAGGUUGGGUGCAGGACUGGGAUAAGACGGAGGAGUAUGUGCAGGAACCGGCGGGAAAGAUGUACGCCGAGCGCGGCUACUCUUAA